Lutra lutra (Eurasian river otter) is the source of this 1638-nucleotide messenger RNA. RefSeq names its product spectrin repeat containing nuclear envelope family member 4 (gene SYNE4). Lineage: Eukaryota; Metazoa; Chordata; Mammalia; Carnivora; Mustelidae. The record is from RefSeq and is a predicted model, not a curated record. Bases 310 to 1593 code for a protein of 427 amino acids. Gene Ontology annotation, cellular component: nuclear outer membrane; nuclear envelope; meiotic nuclear membrane microtubule tethering complex. Gene Ontology annotation, biological process: establishment of epithelial cell apical/basal polarity. The transcript is spliced from 7 exons.
GGGUCAGAGUUCUAUCUGGAAACCCCUUAGGUGCGUUGAAUGGGGCGAGCCUGGGAGGUUCAGCUAACUGGCAGCUGGGGAGGAAGGAGUUAAACAGUGCUGCUGUCACCUGAGCUAGGCCUCAGAUUACCAGCUGGUCCAGGUUCUGCUGGUUAGGAGGUGGAGGUGAGCCUGCCUCUGGGCCUCUGGCUGUCUCAGGCCUGGUAAGUCCUACUGAGGAGGUCUGGGUCUGUGUCGGGGGGAGACCCCUGGCCAGGAAAAGGGCUCUCACUGGGGAUCCUCACUGACUCUAUCCCCAGGCUCCCAGCUAUGGCCCUGCCUCCACCUCUGGGCCCUAGACCCCUCUCAGAGCCCCUCAACCACCCCCCUGGAGCCCCCAGGGAACUGGACAUUGCUGGCUUCACCCUCUGCCCCGCUUCUGAGGAGAGACUCAGACCAGACCAGGCCCAGGAACUGGGGCAAGACUCCUUGGACCCUCCCCAACACCUCCAGGGUGGGUUGGGGGGCACUGAGCUUACUGCUGGUCCCCUCAGAUUGCCAACACCCACUUCCAGUGAGGAUGCAGCAGGGGGCAAACACUGUGAGCACCUCAGCUCUGGCCAGGAGGUAUUGGAGGCUGAGCAGGACAGCCUAGCUCUAUGCCUAUUGGGGCUGGGCCUGCGGCUGCGGGACCUAGAGCGAGGCCUGGGGCCCUGGGCAUCAGCCCAGAGCAGGAUGGGCCAGCUGCAGGCCCUCCAGGCAGACCUGCGUGGGGCAGCUGAGCGCAUAGAUGCCCUCCUGGUGUUUGGUGAGGGGCUGGCACAGCGGAGUGAACCUCAGGCCCGGGCAUCCCUGGAGCAGGUCCUGAGAGCCCUCAGAGCCCACCGAGGCAGCAUCUUUCGGCGACUGUGGUGGCUGCAGGCCCAGCUGGUCAGCUCUAGCCUGGUAUGGCCCACCCUGGCAGCCCCUGCCCCAGGUACCGAGUCCACACCCCCCAUAACUCUGUCUUCUGACCAGGUAUUUGAGGAGGUCAGCCCACUGGAUCAGGACUUGGAAGUCGAGGGGGACUUGGAUGGGCCAGGACCUGGUGAGGUCUGGGGGCCCUGGGCACCCAGUAGCUACCCCACUCCCGCAGAGUUGGAGUGGGACCCGGCAGGGGAUGUUGGAGGCCUCAGGCCCUUGUGGCAAAAGACAGCCUGGACACCAGGAGCUCCCUGUGAGCUGUGUGGUCACAGAGGCCCCCAGGGCAGGGGACAAGGCCUUGAGUUCUCCCAAGGACCCCACACCUCAGUUUCCCCACAAGACAUGCUCAUGUCGGGUUUCAGCCACUGGAAACAUUUGGCAGGUCAACGAAGACGUUCCCUGCUCUGGAAGUCUCAGGACAAGAAGCGAGCAUCUCCCAAUCUCCAGGGCGUGAUGUUGGAGGUAGACCCUGGAGCCCCUCCUCCUGCAUCCGGGCACUCGCUGAUCUUCCUCCUCCUCCUCCUCUUCUUUCUCCUGGUGGGUGCCACGUUGCUCCUGCCACCUUCAGGGGGGUCCUGCUGCUCUUCUGCCCGACUGGCCGGGACACCUUACCUGGUGCUCAGUUAUGUCAAUGGUCCUCCUCCAAUCUGAGUACAUAGCCCAGAUGCAUGUAAUAAACAGUUACUGUCAAUGAUG